AUGAAGCGUUCAUACGGCGAGGCGUUGAAAAAAGACGAUGAAGUUAGUCAGGAAAUUAGCCAAGCAUCAACGUCAAUUACAUCAUCAGCCAAAUCAUUGAACCACAAUUUAAACCAUUUGUAUAAGACAAUCCCCAACUCAGCCAGAAAUGAACGUGGAAAAAAAUUACGUUUAGAAAAAGCUUAUGCAAAGCGUGAACGACAAAAGAUGCGUUUGAAAAUGCGUAAACAACUUGGUGAAAAAUCAGUACCGAAAGAAAAGCCACGAACGAUUGAAAGUACUCGUGAGCAUGAUGUCACUGUGAUCGAAGAUGACGAUCAGGAAGUUCAACAUGAUGAAGCAAAUGAUGAGAUGAGCGCAUAUUUCAGUGAUGGAGUACCACCGAAAAUUCUGAUAACUACUUCACCGUAUGCUAAAGUGGUUAGGAAUACAUUCAAGUUCUGCUACGAAUUACAAAAAUGCAUUCCGAAUGCUGAUAUAUUUACUCGUAAGGGAAUUCCUUUGAAAAAAGUGGUAAAGCAAGCAAAAUCCAAGGAGUAUACUGAUUUGAUUGUGGUGCACGAAGAUCGGAAGAUGCCGAAUGGUAUUGUUCUCUGUCAUUUACCAGAUGGUCCAACUGCGUUUUUCAAAAUUAAUAAUUUAACUUUUACGAAAAAUCUCAAGAAAAAAGGCGAGUCCACCACCCAUUAUCCAGAAUUGGUAUUAAACAAUUUCAACACUCGACUUGGACAUACGAUUGCGCGAAUGUUUGCAUGUCUCUUUCCACAAAAGCCCAUGUAUUCUGGGCGACGAGUGGUUACUUUUCACAACCAACGAGAUUAUAUAUUUUUUAGACAUCACAGGUAUGAGUUUAAAAGAAAAGGUGAAAAGGCGGCGUUACUUGAACUUGGACCUCGCUUUACUUUACGGUUGAAGUGGCUGCAGAAGGGAACAUUUGAUAGUCGAUAUGGUGAAUAUGAGUGGGUCUUAAAGAGGCAUGAAAUGGAAACUAGUCGAAGGCGGUUCUUUUUAUGA
Messenger RNA from Acanthocheilonema viteae, 1014 nucleotides. NCBI's taxonomy places the organism in Eukaryota, Metazoa, Nematoda, Chromadorea, Rhabditida, Onchocercidae. The record is from the annotation of a GenBank genome assembly.